AUGAAUACAACACACGCAGAGGUGUCGGAGGGCUUCGAUGUUGAAGCAAGCGUAGGGCAGGGCCUCCGUCCAUCAGAGCCAUGUGUCAGUGGCCAGGACUUGGAGGAUGAUGAACGCAGCGACGAAGGUACGUACUGGGCAGAUCGGGCAGAGCAGCAGGCAGAGGGUGCGGAUGAAGAUGAGGGAUGGGAUGGCGAGGAUGACUGGGAGGAUGUGGAGGAUGAUCUGCGGCGGCAGGUUGACGAGUUCGCAGAGGACGAGAGCAAUAUUGACGAAGACGCACCGAGCGACAAAGCCGAGACUGGCCAGAAGACCAAGAAGCCCGGGUACCAGUUCUGUCCACCUGCGCAUCGACUGUCCAUCCUGCGGCUCUUUGCGAAGCAUGCAUCGCAGCACUCACUCCUUCCCGAGCGGCAUGGCGAGAAGCGAACAAAGGAUGAUAUCCGCCGUGAUGCCGUCGAGGAGAUGUACCGGCAUUGCGAAGUCAAUCAUCUCUGCGAGGUGUGGGCUUACCUGUGGAAUUCGUGGUAUUCACGGAAGCGAUGGCCAUUGUGGGCACGCGGUGCGUACUCCGCGAGCAUUCCUUGCAAGCGUACGACCAUGAUGGUCGAGGCUCUCUGGCGAAACUUGAAACGGCUCGUACUUCACAUGUACAACCGCCCGCCUGUUGACCUCGCUGUUCACGCGAUCAUCACGAAGGCGCUUCCACCCUAC
This is a messenger RNA of Fomitopsis serialis, 714 nucleotides long. RefSeq lists its product as uncharacterized. The record is from RefSeq and is a predicted model, not a curated record. The annotation marks the transcript as partial. NCBI's taxonomy places the organism in Eukaryota, Fungi, Basidiomycota, Agaricomycetes, Polyporales, Fomitopsidaceae. The transcript has a single exon.